UGCUGGGAAGAGUGGGGAGAGCAUAGUAGGAGGGUUGUACAGUGUUGCUGAUAAGGAGGAUGAACACAAUCGGGAGGGACUGAAGAAAACUGAAGGAGGAUCAUCUAGCAGCAGAUUGCUAUUAAGAGUGAGCAUCUGUGACUCACAAACCUCAGCUCCAUAGUCAGGGAUUCACCUAGUACCCAGUCACCUGCAUUCCCAGGGAAGCAUUGCACUCACUCAGGGAUGGAUGGCCAGGAGAUGUCCUCUCCCUCCAGGACUGACUCUUCAGAGGAGAUCAGCUCAUCCCUGCACAUGACUAAAGGCAUGUCCAUCUUCCUGGAUAUAUUGAGAAGAGCAGACAAAAAUGAUGAUGGAAAGCUUUCCUUUGAAGAGUUCAAGGCUUACUUUGCUGAUGGAAUCCUAAGUGGGGAAGAACUCAGCGAACUCUUUCACAAAAUCGACACCCACAAAACUGAGCAGUCUACUGGCACAACUAUUAGUGCGGUCCAUCCAUAUUGCGAGAAGAGGCUCCAAGCCCCUACCCAGCAGAAAGGGAGCUCCAGCACACAUACUAGUGAUGCCGCACACAUCGGAGGCAAAGCGGGUCCGCGUUUGGCAGAAAGUAACCUGGACACAGAAGAAUUAUAUGAUUACUUUUCCCAGCAUUUAGGAGAGUAUGAAAGUGUUCUGGCGGCUCUGGAAGACCUCAACCUCUCCAUACUGAAGGCUAUGGACAAAACAAAGAAACGAUAUCAAAAUGCCUCAAAACUGGAACAAUUUGUGACACGUUUUUUGCUGAAGGAAACACUCAACCAGCUGCAGUCUCUCCAGAACUCAUUAGAAUGUGCUAUGGAAACUACAGAAGAGCAGACACGCCAGGAAAGACAAGGCCCAGCGAAGCCUAAUGUGCUUUCAAUCCCAUGGUCGGGGAAGCGAUCAAACCGGCGACUUCAGAGAAAUAAUAGCUUUUCACCAAACAGCCCGCAGUUUAACCUUGGCUUGUUAGAGGAAGACAACCAGUGGAUGACCCAGAUAAACAGACUUCAGAAACUGAUUGACAGACUGGAGAAGAAGGACCUGAAGUUGGAGCCCCUGGAGGAAGAGAUCUUAGAAGGAAGCACAAAAUCUCACAUAAUGAUUGUUCAGCGGCAGUUAUCUGUGCUAAUAGAGGAGCUAGAUGAAUUCCGGCUUUCUCUGAAACACUACGUAGAAUCUGUUUCGGCACAGACAGGCUGUCUACAUGUUGCCAUUCAGAAGCUUUCAAAUGAGUCCCGUUUCAUCAUCUAUGAGUUCUGGGAAAGCAGUAACGUGUGGAAGGACCACCUCCAAGCUAAUUACAGUAAGACAUUUCAGAGGACUAAUGUUGAUUUCCUGGAAACCCCAGAACUGAUGACAACAAUGCUUGUACCUGCUUCUUGGUGGAUUCUCAACAACAAUUAGACAUGACAUCCAGAUCAGCAGUGAUUCUUAUUGUUUGGCAUUACACAUGAAUGAAGCCUGUAAUAUUGUAUCUUCCUUUGUGUAUCUGUAGGACAUAGAUUAUAUGACUACACUGCGCAAGUAUUCUGUGAGUGUAACGCAGCCCAUUAUGUGGCGCCAUACAUUAAGUCAAUUGUGUCACCAUAACGGAAUUGAAUUAAGAGCAGUUUACACUCCUCUUUCUGUACGACUAAGCUGCCAUCAAAUAACUUUUUACCAUCAAUAAUAUUUAUUACAUUGUUAAUAAGAAGAGGGAUACAAAAAAGAAAGGGGAAGGGGACCAAGAAGAGGGGGGGGGGGGGGAUUACACAGGGAAACCAGCAACAGAAUACAGGCAGUUCUAAUUUCAAACAGUAUAUAUACAAACAGUACAAUACAAUAAUAAUGAAAUAGUAACAAACAGGUGCAGAUUUUAGGAGCGUUACUUUCAUUUACAUCAGACUGAAGUGGGUCUGAUAAAUGAUGUUUAUGCAACAGAGAGGCACCUUCACCAUCACUGAUAUACAUGUGCCAUAACAGGAGGAAGCGGAACAGGAGGAAGUACAGUAUGAAGGCAGUUUAUGUCAAAAUGGAAAUGGACCUUAUGAAAAGCUUUAUGAAGAGAUGAAGGAAGGGGAUCUUUCCAACACAGGGCAGGCUGAGCCAUUAAAAUAACUUUGGUAGAUAUAUUUAUUUGCUAUCUAUGGGGGAGAUGUAUCAAACCAUGGAGAGAGAUAAAGUACCAGCCAAUCAGCGCCGAACUGCCAUGUUACAGUGGGGCAGAGGUACUGACCCUGGAGAAGUGAUAAAAUGGUGAUAAGUGGAAGGUAAUAACACACCAGCCAAUCAGCACCUAACUGCCAUUUUUCAAACCCAUAAUGAUUGGCUGGUGCAUUAUCACCUUCCACUUAUCACCACUUUAUCACUUCUCCAGGGUUAAUACAUCUGCCCCAGUGUUUGAAUAAUGACAGGAGCUAAUUGGUUGGUACUUUAUAUAUCUUUUCACUAUCUCUCCGAGGUUUGACACCCCCCCUCCUAUGUCACAAAAGGUUACAAGAGAGCCAUUGUACUUUAAGACCUCACUGGAGGUCAUUUAUCAAAAAGGUAGAAUAAUGACGUUCUAGAGACAGCAAUUUCCUAUUAACAAAGCAUAGGUCAACCAAAAUGGCUGCCAUAUUGCUACAAAAUAUAAUUUAGAAUACGCAUCAAAAGGUUGGCAAAGCAAGAAGAGAAAAAAAUACAUUAUUGUUCCUUAUAAUUAGUGUAUAUUGUGAAACUUCUCAGAACUUUAAGGAAAUACAGCAGAUCCAAGAGGCGCGUCCUGUCCUCACUUUCAGUCACUAGCCCUCUCUAGUAGAGUACAGACUGUCUGCAUUGGGCGGCACCCACUUUAGCUUGGAGCCACUUGCUGACUAAGUCUAGAGGUCAUGUGACACAGAGAUAUCGUUGUGAAGAACACAAAUAAUCCAAAGAGUAUUUUGUUGCAGGUAACACCUGGUUAUGUGUGAGACACUGUGAUACAGAAUUUCUGUCAUUGCGGAGAUUUAAAUAGUCACCAAGUUCCUUAGCAGUUUUGUGCAUUCAAUUUAUGUGCACCAAAUGGAAAUAAUAUCGCUCAUUACCUAAAGAUCACGCAGAAACAUAACCCACAAAACUGCUACAGAAUCUUGUGGUUACUUGAAUCGUCCCCAUUGUUUACACAUUAAUACAUUCUAGCUAGUCCAGUCCCUCCAAAUUAGCAAUAGUUUUUUUUUUCAUCGUAUUCACCAAAUGUAGAGUAUUUUCAAUAAAGUGCUAAAUUAGGUGUAAUUCGUAUCUUAUGUUGUAUAUUGUAGAGGAGUAAUUCUAAUUCUAUAUACACAAAUAAAUGUAAGGGGGAUUUUGUGCCAAACUUGAAUAAAUGCUUCCACUUCAUGAUUUA
Molecule: messenger RNA, 3361 nt
Organism: Pseudophryne corroboree (corroboree frog)
Lineage: Eukaryota; Metazoa; Chordata; Amphibia; Anura; Myobatrachidae
Gene: NECAB1
Product: N-terminal EF-hand calcium binding protein 1
Exons: 14
Coding region: 226-1422 (398 amino acids)
Biological process (GO): regulation of amyloid precursor protein biosynthetic process
Cellular component (GO): cytoplasm
Molecular function (GO): calcium ion binding
Source: RefSeq, a predicted model, not a curated record